Marmota monax (woodchuck) is the source of this 2110-nucleotide messenger RNA. RefSeq names its product dihydrouridine synthase 3 like (gene Dus3l). Gene Ontology annotation, molecular function: metal ion binding; tRNA dihydrouridine synthase activity; RNA binding. Lineage: Eukaryota; Metazoa; Chordata; Mammalia; Rodentia; Sciuridae. The transcript is spliced from 13 exons. Gene Ontology annotation, biological process: tRNA processing. The coding region runs from base 37 to 2052 and encodes 671 amino acids. The record is from RefSeq and is a predicted model, not a curated record.
GAGCGCUGCGCGCAUGCGCACUCGCCCUGUACGGCCAUGGAGCACAUGCGCGACCCGGAAGGCCUGUCUGCCACAUUCCACAACGGCCUUGAGUUGUCGAUGGCGGAGGGAGCGAAGAAGGCCCCAGCAGAGAGUGGAGGUGACAGCAACUCAGCAGUCAGCGCGUCGGAACGGGGAGUGGCGCCCAUUAAAUCUCAAUACCUCACCACCAAGGAACAGUUUCACCAAUUCCUGGAAGCCAAAGGGGAGAAGCUCCAGCAGGAAUCAGAGGCAGGAGACCCUGAUGGCAAUGACCUGGCUGAGCCUAGGGCCAAGAGGAUCCGACUGGAGGAUGGGCAGGCCGAGGAUGGGCAGGCAGCUGAGCCCGGGCAGCAGCCACAGGCCCAAAAAAGGGCCCGGGGCCAGAACAAGAGCCGGCCCCACUUGAAGCCCACACACUAUGACAAGACCAGGCUCUGCCCCUCACUGAUUCAGGAGUCUGCUGCAAAGUGUGUCUUUGGUGACCGCUGCCGCUUCCUGCAUGACGUGAGCCGCUACCUGGAGACCAAGCCGGCCGACCUGGGCCCCCGCUGUGUGCUCUUUGAGACCUUCGGCAGGUGCCCCUAUGGUGUGACCUGUCGCUUCGCUGGGGCCCACCUGGGGCCCGAGGGCCAGAACCUGGUGCAGGAGGAGCUGGCCUCGGACUGGGCCCACCGCCAGCCAGUGCGCAACAGCCUGAACAAGGCCCUGCAGCAGCAAUUGCGCAAGCGCAAGAUCCGCUUCGAGCGAGCUGAGCUCGCCCUGCGCCAGCUGAGCCAAGGCCAGCUGCCAGGCCCUUCGUUGGCUGGUGCCGUCCUCGAGGCCACCACAGCUGAGGGCACCCCAGGGCAGAGCGACUGUGGCGCCCAGCAGGCCCCCGCUGGGCCAGACGCUGGCUGCUCUCCCAGCCGCCCUGUGCAGACCUGUGGCCCCCUGACGGACGAGGACGUGGUCAGGCUGCGGCCCUGUGAGAAGAAGCGGCUGGACAUCAGCGGCAAGCUGUACCUGGCCCCCCUCACCACGUGCGGGAACCUGCCCUUCCGGCGGAUCUGCAAGCGCUUUGGGGCGGAUGUGACAUGUGGGGAGAUGGCUGUGUGCACCAACCUGCUGCAGGGCCAGAUGUCUGAGUGGGCCCUGCUCAAACGCCACCAGUGCGAGGACAUCUUCGGUGUCCAGCUGGAGGGCGCCUUCCCCGACACCAUGACCAGGUGUGCAGAGCUGCUGGGCCGCACCAUCGAGGUGGACUUUGUGGACAUCAACGUCGGCUGUCCCAUCGACUUGGUGUAUAAGAAGGGCGGGGGCUGCGCACUCAUGAACCGUUCGGCCAAGUUCCAGCAGAUCGUCCGCGGCAUGAGCCAGGUGCUGGACGUGCCGCUGACAGUGAAGCUGCGCACGGGCGUCCAGGAGCGUGUGCAGCUGGCGCACCGCCUGCUGCCGGAGCUGCGGGACUGGGGUGCGGCCCUCGUCACGCUCCACGGCCGCUCUCGGGAGCAGCGGUACACCAAGCUGGCCGACUGGGAGUACAUCGCCCAGUGCGCCAAGGCCGCCAGCCCCAUGCCGCUGUUCGGAAAUGGGGACAUCUUGUCAUACGAGGAUGCCAACCACGCCCUGAAGACGGGAGUGGCCGGGGUCAUGAUUGCCCGCGGGGCCCUGCUGAAGCCGUGGCUGUUCACGGAGAUCAAGGAGCAGCGGCACUGGGACAUCUCGUCCUCCGAGCGCCUGGACAUCCUGAGGGACUUCACCAGCUACGGGCUGGAGCACUGGGGCUCAGACACGCAGGGCGUGGAGAAGACCCGUCGCUUCCUGCUGGAGUGGCUGUCCUUCCUGUGCAGGUACGUGCCCGUGGGCCUGCUGGAGCGGCUGCCGCAGAGGGUCAACGAGCGGCCACCCUACUACCUGGGCCGCGACUACCUGGAGACGCUGAUGGCUAGCCAGCAGGCGGCCGACUGGAUCCGCAUCAGCGAGAUGCUCCUGGGACCUGUGCCGCCCGGCUUCGUCUUCCUGCCCAAGCACAAGGCCAAUGCGUACAAGUAGCGGCCCACAGGCCCCGGCCCCCGCGUGGACAAGACAAUAAACACGGCUCACUCUGGGA